Molecule: messenger RNA, 642 nt
Organism: Oikopleura dioica
Lineage: Eukaryota; Metazoa; Chordata; Appendicularia; Copelata; Oikopleuridae
Source: the annotation of a GenBank genome assembly
AUGGACCGGAAAUACGCCCGAUAUUGGGCGAUAACGAUCAAGAACCAUUUGGACACGGAAAUUUACCUACUAAAACCCAUUGGAGAGGUCGAUAAAGUGCUCAAAUUAUCGCAACCAGAACUCGUCCAACCGGUGAUAACUGACAUUGAUGUCAAUUCGAACUCUGACACGAGUUCAAAGAAGAGAGAUCUCGGAAGACUCAAAUUCAGCCUCGAUUACGACUUUAAACAAAGCCAACUAACGGUUCAUGUCAUUCAGGCUGCUGAUCUAGCGGCGAUGGAUCUGGGUGGCACUUCGGAUCCGUAUGUAAAAGUCUAUCUCCUACCUGAUCGAAAAAAGAAGCACGAGACGAAAGUUCAUAGAAAAACACUGAACCCGACAUUUGAUGAAAAAUUCACGUUCAACGUAAAUUACAAUGAGAUCGGAGGCAAGACUCUCCUACUCGCUCUUUACGAUUUCGACAGAUUCUCCAAACACGACAUGCUUGGGCAAAUACAUGUGCCGUUGUCCUCCAUCGACUUUGGCCAAGUGCAUCAAGAAUGGCGCGACCUCGAACCGUCCAAAGACGACAAGAGCAGGGCUAGAGCUAAAGCAUGUGCUGUAGCGUCAGAAGUUCGCAAUUAUUCAUUUAGUGCUCUUUAA